UCGCAUCCUCCCGUCUCGAGGCCAACUGUUCCUACCAAGCGACCAAAACUUACUCUAAACACAUCUUCCUUGCCUUCGACCUUUGGCAAGAGCACGACUGGACUCAGGCUGGAUGCACCCUCAAUAGCCUCUCCCACAGCUAGAAACACCUUUAGCAAUGCCUAUGGAUCACAACAUGUCAUGAGCCCCGAGGCCAUGACCCCUCAUCAGGAUGCACGACCAAAGUCUCGACUGUGUCUGGACACGUCGGUAGCACCUACUCAUCAACAACCUGCACGUUCUUCUUCUACCGACAGCUGCAUGUCAGCCACUUCUGCCACCUCGGCUUCGACCGACUCUUCUAUCUCUUCUAUAUCCACCACAGACUCCUUUGACAAGCCCAUUCCCUACCGUCUGCCUUUCAAUCAUCGCUCUAUCCUGACCAACGGCCCCCAUGGCUGCAUCCGCCGUCGCAAAUCAUUCUCGAGUACUCGACCUAUGUUUCCCUCUCCCAAGAAGGUCUCUUUCCGCGCACCCCUGACCGAAGACAUCCGCAACGAAAUCUACACUCUGGCUCAGUCUGAUGUUGAGUCCGCCUCGUCCUCCACAUCUACUCUAGAGUCAUUACCUUCAGGCAACGGACCCUAUGUUGAGCAACAGCAAAGGCAUAAAAGAGCAGCAGCCCUGCCAAUCAGAACACCUACAUCACCCGCGUGUGGAGACAAACGCGACUCUUCAGAAGACGAAUCAGAUAGUGAUAUCUGCCCUUCGACACCUGUCACAAGGAGGACUAAGAAACCUCGAGAAUGGGUAUGGACCCUGGGACCAAUCAAC
Messenger RNA from Aureobasidium melanogenum CBS 110374, 813 nucleotides. RefSeq lists its product as uncharacterized. The record is from RefSeq and is a predicted model, not a curated record. The annotation marks the transcript as partial. Lineage: Eukaryota; Fungi; Ascomycota; Dothideomycetes; Dothideales; Saccotheciaceae. The transcript has a single exon.